Messenger RNA from Penicillium maclennaniae, 3459 nucleotides. RefSeq names its product putative RNA binding protein Jsn1. Bases 1 to 3459 code for a protein of 1152 amino acids. Lineage: Eukaryota; Fungi; Ascomycota; Eurotiomycetes; Eurotiales; Aspergillaceae. The record is from RefSeq and is a predicted model, not a curated record. The transcript has 4 exons. Gene Ontology annotation, molecular function: RNA binding.
AUGUUACCGGUUUCGCGCCCUGAUGGUCAGAUGAACUUCAACUACAUCCCGACCACUCAGCCCAUGUCCGGCGCAUCGACGGGGCGAAGUUCUCCCAGUGACGGAGCCUCGAAAGCACCAUUCGGUCCUGCGGGCUCGAUUGGUGGUGCGAGGCUGGGGGCUGGCUCCCCUUCUCACGAGUUGGGGACACGUUUGUACCCGAAGCGGGCUCGUGAAAUCCAAGCGCAAGAAGGCAUCUCUCCCAGCAUCUGGGGUCCUCCCACAAGCGGCCACUCAACCCCGCUCCGUGAAAAUAUCCCCGAAUCCCCUAACCAGGACAGCUUCCCGGAUUUGAUCCCUACCACUAAUGGUCCGAUCGGUGGUUCGGGUCGCCGAGCUCGCGCGGGCACCGUGCCUUCGCGAUUCCCUCCAAUGGGCACACUGAAUGAACACGACAUCCAGCAGCCGUUCAUGCCUCAAACAUCCCGACCAACGCCGUCUACCAGCCCGUUCCGACCCCAGGUAUUCCUGCGACAGAUUCGAGUACCAGGAUCGCUUCCUCGGCAGUCCCGUCUUCGAGCUGGCUCGAUGCCACAGAGGAGCAGUUUGCUUGGUUCUGGCAGCAACCCUUUCGGCUCAUCAUUGUUCUCUUCGGGCUGGGGGCGCGAGCGAGCCACAACUCUAACCAGUAUUCGUUCUUCCGAAGGCCCUACCUCGCCUAGCCAAUCUUCGUUUUCCGGCAACGGUCUCGCCGAUUCCGAUGUGAAGACGCUGGACUACCUGGGCCUUGCGGAGACCCCCCACCAGGCACGGGCAAAUUUGGCACGAACUUCUAUGGAGAUGCUGAUGCAACAGCAACAGCAGCAGCAGGCUCAGCUACCGCCACUCCUGGCCGAGCUGGCGAUGAUGAAGAACAACAAUCGUUUCCGAUCGUACUCGGUCAAUGCGAAGGAGAAAUACGCGGACGAUGAGGAUCUCGAGUAUGAGAGCCGUUAUUCUCAGAUCCCUUCGGGUACCCUCACACCCACUGCAGCUGCUACAGCUGCUCAGCUUGCCGCCACGCAGGCUCAGAUUCAUCAGCACAAUCUUGCAGUUCAGGCAUUUGCAAGCCACGCCUCUGUCAAUCGGCCCCGAGCUCGGACUGCCGGCAUUUUGGAGGCUCCCCCUCAGCGAUCCUCCAUCCGCAACUACCUCGCAACUCCCUCUCGCCUCGAUAACAGCUUCAGUGCUGCUGAUUUGCAGAUCGCUGAAAAUGGCGAAUACGAUGACUUGUCGGAGGCUGUCCAACUGCUGGGCCUUGGAGGUGGUGCUUCCGGGGUCGGUUUGCGUCAACCGGGUGACUUGGCAGAUGAGAACAACCAGGACGGCCCGACUCGGGCUCUGUGGAUUGGCAGCAUUCCCGUGUCGACUACUGUGACUUCGCUGGAGGCUAUCUUUGGCAUGUACGGUAAGAUCGAGUCUACUCGCGUGUUGACCCACAAGAACUGCGGUUUUGUCAACUUCGAGCGCAUCGAGGCUGCUGUCCAGGCGAAGUCGCUUCUCAAUGGCAAGGAGAUUUUCCCUGGCGCGGGACCUGUCAGAAUUGGUUAUGCCAAGGUUCCUGGCACUUCCGCAACAGGCACUCCCGGUGCCAAUGGCAUUCAAUCGUCUCCUACUCCCGACCCCAACUUUAAGUCCAACCUCGUAAAUGAUGGUAUAGCACAGACAGAUCUCGGGGUCGUGCCUCAAAUUGCUUCUUUGAUUGAUCUGAUGCCUGAAAUGCUGGAGAUUGUCAAGGAGUUUGGCGCCUCCGAGGAGGACUUGCGCCACAUUACCAAUAGUAUCCAAACCUCUAUUGCCUUUGAAGCCUACGAGGAUGAGAUUCCUGCCGUUCCUGAGCCUAGCCAGUCUCGCAUGUUUGACGCCCCUCGCCUGCGUGAUAUUCGCAAGCGCAUCGACAACGGCGCCUGCUCCAUUCAAGAGAUUGAGGAGACCGCUGGUGCUAUGCUCCCUGAGAUUGCAGAGCUUUCAUCCGAUUAUUUGGGCAACACUGUCGUCCAGAAGCUGUUCGAGUUCUGCUCCGAGUCUACUAAGGAACAGAUGCUCACGCAUAUUGCACCCCACCUUGCCGAGAUCGGUGUCCACAAGAAUGGAACUUGGGCUGCUCAAAAGAUCAUCGACGUGGCGAAGACACCCAGCCAGAUGAACAUGAUUGUUGAUGCCCUUCGUCCUUACGUGGUCCCUCUGUUCCUGGACCAGUACGGUAACUAUGUUCUCCAGUGCUGCCUUCGGUUCGGUACACCCUUUAAUGACUUCAUCUUUGAAACCAUGUUGAGCCGCAUGUGGGAGAUCUCCCAGGGACGGUUCGGUGCCAGAGCCAUGCGGGCUUGCUUGGAAAGCCACCACGCCUCUAAGGAUCAGCAGCGGGCACUUGCGGCUGCUAUCGCUCUUCACAGCGUGCAGCUGGCCACCAACGCCAACGGUGCUCUCCUGCUCACUUGGUUCCUCGACACUUGUACUUUCCCUCGUCGUCGUACUGUCCUUGCUCCUAGACUGGUUCCUCACCUUGUGCACCUCUGCACCCACAAGGUUGCCUACCUUACGGUGCUCAAGGUCAUCAACCAGCGCAACGAGGCUGAAGCGCGAGACAUUGUUCUCAAGGCUCUCUUCUUUAGCCCCGGCGAUGAAGUCUUGGAGAAGAUUCUGAGUGACCAAACCUCCGGCGCAACCCUGAUCUUCAAGGUCUUGACCACUCCGUUCUUCGAUGAGUCCAUGCGAUCGGAGGUCGUGAAGAAUGUCUCAAAGGUUCUCACCAAGCUGAAGGCUUCUCCUAGCCAAGGCUACAAGCGUCUGAUGGACGAACGGCCGGGAGCACCAUGGCCGGGAGCAUGGAGCCAGCCACUCCUCCACCCCGAGAAGUCACAGCACCGCCAGUCUUCUCGCCACGGAAGCACGAACUUCCCAUCUCAGCCGUCUUUGGAGCGACAGUACAGCGGCCAAUUCGUUCCCAAUAUGCUUGGCCAGUCCGAUGGGCGCCCCAUGUCAGCCGACCAGAACCACGCUCCUCUUGACCUAUACUCCAACGGGAUCAACGGGUUUGGAAACCCCUUGAAUGGAUUGGGCGGCCUCAACGGCGGCUUCCAAGACCCCGGUCUAGCUCUCACCCCCCAGCAAUUGCAGUACCAGAACUUCCUCGCUGCCCAAGCUCGCGGUGUCUCCCCAGGAGGCAUGUACGGAGGCAUCCCCGGUGCCAAUUUUGGCUAUCCCGGAGGGUCCAUUGACAACCUCCGCUCCAUGCAAAAUCAGCAGGCUUCGCCGCUGUCCGGGCCUGGCCCAAUGAGCCCCAACCCGAUGCUCGGCCAAUCCAACUACCCCUCGCAGCAAUUCAGCCCGGUCGUCAACCCUGCGCAGAUGUACCAAUACCCUCCGCAGUUCUACGCUCAGGGUCAACCAGUGCCGGGCCAAGGGGGCCGCCGCGGACGGGUGAGUGGGCACCAGUGA